AAUUUCUCUUCUUCCUUUCUUUUUUCCAUGUAAUUAAUUAUUUAUUCUUUUUGUUUUCUCUGCUUCUCUUUGGUAGUCUUUCUUUACUCUCUCUUCUUUCUGCACAGCAGUGUUUUCUUCGAUUUGUUGAUCUGCUCUAUGGUCCGAUCUUUCUCGUUAAUGGGCACAGAGGAUCCUAGAGAGUUAAGCUCGAGGGAGAGGAAGAGCUGAAAGAGUGGAUUUUGGUGGGAAUUUUCAGUUGGGGGGUGUGUGUGUGUGAGGGAGUGAAGAUGGAGGGGAGGAUUUCCUAGGAGGGUUUGUGUUGAAGUUUGUUUCUUUGAAUUGGGAUUUUGUAGGUUUGGUUCGAUUUGGUCGGAUUUGAUAUGGAUGGGUGUUUUCCUUGUUUGCGAUCAUCGAACAAGGACGGUAGUGGUAGUGGAGGAGCUGUGAAGGAAGUGAGCAAUAAGGAUUCAGCUAAAGAUGGCUCAGUGACUCAGCCUCACCAUCUCAACGGAGUUAGUUCAGACAAAUCAAAAUCUCGAAGCAGCUCGGAUCCUAAGAAAGAACCUGCACUUCCCAAAGAACCAACAGCACAUAUUGCUGCACAAACAUUUACAUUUCGAGAGCUUGCUGCAGCAACUAAGAACUUUAGGCCAGAAUGCCUAUUAGGUGAAGGUGGAUUUGGACGUGUUUACAAGGGUCGCUUGGAGAGUACAGGACAAGUAAGCUGUGCCUGUGACUGUGAAUGCUUGAAAUAGAUUUCAGUGAUACUGAAUUUUUAUGCACAUCUAUGUUGUCUGCUACAUGUAGGAUCUUUCUGAUAUUAAAAUUUUCUGCAUUGU
Molecule: messenger RNA, 821 nt
Organism: Rubroshorea leprosula
Lineage: Eukaryota; Viridiplantae; Streptophyta; Magnoliopsida; Malvales; Dipterocarpaceae
Source: the annotation of a GenBank genome assembly